Molecule: messenger RNA, 282 nt
Organism: Cylicostephanus goldi
Lineage: Eukaryota; Metazoa; Nematoda; Chromadorea; Rhabditida; Strongylidae
Source: the annotation of a GenBank genome assembly
UUGUAUUCUUCCUAUACUUUAGAUGACGAUCGCCGCCGCCACCAUCGACUUCGAAAAUUCGAACGACAAUCAUGUCGUUACUCGGCUGUGUUCUCAUGGGAAGCUUGCAAUACCUGUUGUAAGAUUGCCAGUAGGACAAAUGGCAAUACAAAUAUGAAUGAGAUCGUCGGAGCACUGUUCGUCUUCGACCCAGACAUGGACUUCCGUCGUCAUGAUGAUGAUCCAGAGAACAACAAGAACAAAGCCGUGCAGUGCGUCUGUUGUGCACCAAAGAGGUUCUAA